Molecule: messenger RNA, 954 nt
Organism: Soboliphyme baturini
Lineage: Eukaryota; Metazoa; Nematoda; Enoplea; Dioctophymatida; Soboliphymatidae
Source: the annotation of a GenBank genome assembly
AUGAAUUACUUGCAAACGGCGAAUCCUUACGACACAGAAUUCAGCGUGAUCGACACAGACAUUGUCAAGAAGCCACAAAAUGAAACUGGAAAAGUUGGGCCACUCUCAGCAGUAGAGGAAAUGCAGCAUGCCGAGCUGAUGAAAAAGGCUUCGAAAGUAGUCCGGAAAUUGACUUCAAGGGCUCCAGGAAGCGGCCGCAAGGUUUUUCUUGCUCGACAUGGUGAAAGAAUUGACGAAGUGUUUCCUGGGUGGGAAAGAACUUCGUUUACAGACUUUUGGGAUUAUAAACCAAGCGAUCUCAACAUGCCGAUGACUCUACCAUCAAGGAUCAACGGGCCGAGAGAUUUUAUCAAUGACCCUCCAUUGACUGAGUUCGGAUACGUCACUGCGCAGAUGAUCGGACGCGGCGCAAGACUGUCAGAGAUUAUCUUCCACUACGUGUAUUGUAGCCCUGCGUUCCGAUGUAUUCAAAGCGCCCAUGGGUUCCUCAAAGCGUUCCCAGAGACCAAAACGAAGAUUCGUAUAGAACCUGGCCUUUUCGAAUUCAUGGCAGAUUACAAAAACUCCACUCUGACGUGGAUGACGACAGAACAGAUUGUUUCUCUAGGCUAUGAAAUCGAUGUGGCAUACACUCCGAUCAUAAGCAGAGACGAUAUCAGAGGCAGAGUUAUUAACCAGAUCAUCGACUGGCACGAAUAUUCGCCAGUUAAUAUUUUGCUCUUUACACAUGCUGCGAUGAUGGACGCCUUCUCACGCCCGUUAAUCAAGAGAAAGUCGUUGCCAAGCAUGGACGAGAUGAAAAAGAUGAGCGAAUAUUAUCCAUACGGAGCGGUUAUUGCUCUGGAAGAACAAGCAGGUGGAAGAAAAUGGCAAUUAAUGCCAUCUGCAAUGCCGCCAAUUAGUUUCUUUAACUUUACAAACAGGAUUAAUUUCCGAUUUUUCAAUCGUAGCUGA